ACGGCCUUCACGCGGCGAGCUGUAACUUCCGUAAGACAUAUUAUGACACAAGGUGUUUUGGUAUAGUAAUCAUUUUUAGAAGCCAAUAUAUACUUUAAAACAAGUGAUUGAAGCCGCUCCAAGUCCUGUGCCUGCAAAUUGUAACUGAAGCAAAGAGAUGGGAGCGAGGAAUUCUAAGUUGUCAGGUUCCAGUGUAAACACAACUAACUUUGUUAGAUUAUUUGUAGUGAUUCAGAUAGAGAUUUCAAACUUUCUUCGGGAAUUGCUUGUUGUGAAAGAACCACAUCUUUCUCUAAAUGGGGAUAUUCGGAAAAACGUUUACCUGAAUAAUACAUUGAAAUCAUUUGAAUGGAGUGUCAUAGCAACUGUCCACACGAAACAGUAUGCUGAUUUUGAUAUUCCUCUUAUGUACAAGAUAAUAAGAAAUUUGAAAUUAGUUCCACCACCAACACAAGGCUGGGACAAACAAAUUCCACCAACUUCGACAGAAAUUACAAUUGGAGAUAAUAUAGAACGAAUUAGACGUUGCCGGAAUGAUAUUAUGCAUAGUGGGAAUACAAAUAUCUCAGACGUAGAACUAGCAAAUGUGUUCUCACUUUUUAUGGACAUUGCACGUAGACUGGAAGUAUACCUAAAUAAACCGAACAGAGAAUAUGUUUCAGCAAUAGAACACGCUAAAACUUGCUGCCUAGAUCCGGAAACAGAACAAAUGUACCUUCGACAAUUGGAAGAUCUUUUUGAAAGAGAGACAAUAAUGGCAUCAAAUAUAUCAGCAGUCAGUCAUAGUGUUGAUGAGAUGCGUAGACAAAGUGAACUCAACUUAACUGGUCUGAGUCAUGUGAGUGCAAAAGUCACUACUUUACAAACUGAACAAGAAGAAACCAUCCCUAAGAAUAUAAGAGACCAAAUGACCAAAGAGAUAGAGGAGUGGAAAAUAAAAGACAACAAAUUUAUACCUACAAGAGUAAGCGCUUACGUUUCCAAUAUCUUGAAAAAAAAGAGCUCCGUGACAUUGACCGGCAGUCCAGGGGUUGGAAAAACAUUCCUUGCUCGACACAUCGCCCUUUAUUUCCAAUCAGAAGGAUAUAGGAUUAUCCUAGUUCUAACACCAACAGAUAUAAGGGACUAUUAUACACCCGGAAAACAAACUAUUUUUCUUGUAGAUGAUAUAUGUGGUAAAUUUAUUGCAAACCAAUCGCAGCUUGAGAAUUGGCAACAAAUGUUACCAAAAAUAGAACAAAUACUUGCAGACAACUGUUGCAAAAUUAUUGCAACUUGUAGAUUACAAGUCUAUAGGGAUGAUAAAAUAAGUUUAUUAGAGCCUUUUAAGAUAUGUGAAUGCAAUUUAAACUCAGACGAAAUGUGUCUUACACAAUCAGAGAAAACAAAAAUUAAAGAAAAGUACUUGGGUAACAAAAACUUAGAUGACAUUGCACAAGUAAGUGAUUUUUUCCCUCUUUUAUGUUCCCUGCAAUGGCUUCUUGAAAAAGAUGGAAUAGAUGUCAGCAACUUGUUCAAGAGUCCGUUCGAAUUUUAUAAAAAAGAAUUGGACAAUCUAAAUAGAUGUGGUGAUGAAGGCAAGAAAAAAAUAUGUAGUCUUGUUUUAUGUGUACUUUUCAAUAAUUGUCUGGAGAAAAAAUGGUUCGAAGGAAGAGUCACAGAUGCACAGCGCCAAAUUUUAGACGAUGUAUUUAUGGCUUGCCGGCUGAACACAGGUAUACCAAAGACUGAACUUAUGGAUGCAUUAGACACAUUAGAUGGUUCACUAGUUUGUAAAGGGAAUUUAACGUACAGUACCAUACAUGACAAAAUUUUUGAUUUUUUGGCUCAUUACUUCGGUGGAAAAAUGAUUCGAUGUUUGAUAGAUCAUUCUCAUCCCUAUUUCAUAUAUGAACGGUUUCAGUGGACAAAAUCGAUAAACCCUAGUACAAAUGAAUUCGCUAUAGAGCUAACUGAUGAAAACUUGCAUUGGUAUUUGGACAGAUUAGUGAAUGACUGGUCCAAAGGCAAAGUAUCAGUCGUAAUUUCCAACUCAAAUAUGAAUGAUGAAUCAUUUAGAAAUCAAUUCCUAUUUUACCUAAUGCAACUAGAAAAAAUACAACAAGAGAAACUGGCAAAUACACAGGAUACUCUUCAAAAAAAGGAGUGGGGUACUUCAGGAAGCUAUCCCAUAAUAUGUGCAUGUUUUGAAGGUUAUAUUGAUAUUGUUCAUUGGCUGUUAGGCAAUGCCGUGGAUGUGAAUCAAUGUAGAGAUGAUGGCAAUACUUCUCUCUAUAUGGCUUGUUAUAACGGUCACAAAAUAUCGUUUCCCUCUUGUUAAAGAAGAAUCAUUCUAUCAACGUGUGUAAUGAAAAAAGAGUUACUCCUCUUUUCAUUGCAUGUGAGAAAGGUUAUACCGAAAUAGUGGAAGCAUUAUUGGAACAUAAUGCCAAUGUCAAUAUUAAUAUGAA
Mytilus californianus (California mussel) is the source of this 2450-nucleotide messenger RNA. RefSeq lists its product as uncharacterized. The transcript has 4 exons. The record is from RefSeq and is a predicted model, not a curated record. The coding region runs from base 158 to 2320 and encodes 720 amino acids. Gene Ontology annotation, molecular function: protein binding. NCBI's taxonomy places the organism in Eukaryota, Metazoa, Mollusca, Bivalvia, Mytilida, Mytilidae.